AUGGUGGAAAUGGAAGCUACCUCCUCUUCUGCUCCAAUGGCUUCCUCAUUCCAUGAACAAGAGAGACUGGACUUGAAAUCCAUUUGGGCAGUUGUCAUUUCAGUCAAUAGUUGCAUUCACAAACUCAUAUCAAAUGCCAAAGCUAGAAAUUCUAUACGUCUCAGAUGCACCUUCAAGUUUAGUGCUCAAAAAGGGGAAUUCUUCGAAUUUUCGGAGCAAUCUGUCAUAUCAAAUCUUUACUGGGGGAUUGACAGCAUUGAAGCUGCGAUUCGAGCAAAAUGUCCAGAACAAAAAGCCUCUCUGCUCAAGAAGGCAGAGCAAAUGCUGCAGGUUCCCGCGCUGCUCGAUGAGCAUGGAGUCACAGCAGGAUUUAAGAACUGCUGUUUGGUGUGCUGCUCAUACUUUUACCUCUCAGUGGUUAGGAAGCUCCAAGAGGAUGAGUGGCAGGUUGCACUGCAUUUCCUGCAGGCAGUUCUGGUGUUCCCAAGGCUUGUCAUGUUAUAUGGAGAGACAACUCAGUUGCACUGUGGAUACAGAGAAAUGUUUUCCCCUGAUAAUGAGUCACAAUAUUCUAUGCAUGGGAAAUCCAGCAGCUCAGGCUCUUCGAAUACAACGGAGCAUCAAUAUAGCUUGCACCCUCACUGGAAUCAUCAAAAGGUGCACCCUUUUGAUCCUCAACAAGAUACUGGUGGUGGCAUGGAAGAAGAACUCAAGACUUCCAUCUACAUCCCAGAAUUUGAAGAAUAUGAGAAAACCACAAAAGAUUUGGAUCAAGCAACACAUUUUGAUGUUAACAAUUUCCUAAGCAGUUCAAGUAUCAAAAGACUCCAAGAUAUGCUGGAUGACUCCCAAUCGGAUAUGCGAACUUCAGUGGAUUCGUGCUCUGAAAUUUCUGCAUAUGACGUUGAGUCAGAGGUUAUGGAUGAUGGGGAAUGUUCAAUGGCAACCACAAGAAUAAGUGCAGAUCUCCCCAAGUCAGAAAUUUGUGAUUGGAAGCUGCAGGAUUCAGUGCCUAAAGAGGCCCCUGAAGUAAAUCAUUCUAUGUUACUUGGCAGCAGAUGCCCAAUCAAUUUAACUUUAACUAUUUCAGAACAUAGAGAUGAAAAGCCAAACAUCCUUCGGAGUUGCUAUGUAGAGAAUGAGUGUGCAUCUCAGAAGAACUAUAAGAUCAACCAGAUGGAUCACCAAAGAAGUAAUUCAAGGAGAAAACAGAAUUUGCAUACCCCAAAAAGCUUUCUUGAAGUAAGUUUAUAUUCUGCAAAAGAUACCAAAAGUGAACUAAUAGGUAUCACUGAAAAGGCAAUUUCAAAACUAUUGUACUUGGAAGGAUUGGGAAAAUGGGAUGAAGAUUGUGCUUUAGAAGUUACAACAAUAUAUGAACUAUUAGGCAAAAAUAAUGGAGAAAAAUGUGCUAUCUUGAAAGACAUGAUAUUGGAUCAACUGCUAGCAGGUAUUUCAACUUCAAAGGAGGAAAUGGUUAUAAGGGCAUCAGUGUCCAUACUAACCAGUAUUGUUGCAGCAAAUAAGUCAGCUAUAGAAGACAUCAAGAAGAAAGGUCUACAGCUGUCUGAUUUGGCAAGUGCUCUAAAAAGAGAUGUGCAUGAGGCAGCAAUACUGUUUUACUUGAUGAAUCCAUCUCCUGCAGAAAUUAAGAGUUUAGAAAUUUUACCGAUAUUGACGGGGGUCAUGUGCAAUUCAAACAGUUACAAGGGUAGGUCAGAAUCUCUGCCAACACCUCUGACAGCAUCCCUGAUGAUUAUUGAAGUUCUAGUAACUGCAUUUGACCGUUGCACAAAUAACAUGCACUUGGCUGAAAUCAGUUCUCCAAAAGUUCUUCACGGGCUCAUAGAUGUUGCAAGAGUUAGUAACAUUGAAGAAUCGAUCUCUUGGGCUACUGUUCUUGUAAAAUGCAUACAAUAUGAUGGACAUUGCAGAAGAUAUAUUUCAAAACUAGCUCCUGUCGCUCCAUUUGUCCAUCUCCUAGAGAGUAACAAGAAGCAUGCCAAGUUCAUAGCACUGGAAUUUUUCCAUGAGGUUCUUUGCAUGCCAAGGUCAUCGGCUAUUAUCUUUUUGAAGAGGCUACACCAAGAAGGAAGCACCAACAUUAUGAACUCACUCAUGCUGUGUGUCCAACAAAUGCAACCUCAAUACCAACUUUUGGCAGCAAAUUUGCUGCUCCAUUUAGAUACACUGGAUAACGCCACUUGUAAGAGUGUAUUCAGAGACGAAGCAAUGCAGGUUAUCCUCAAGUCAGUGGCAUCUGAAGAAGGUUCUGAUACACACCUUUUAUCUGCAUUCAUUAUAUCGAAUCUUGGUGGAACAUAUUCUUGGACAGGGGAGCCAUACACAAUAGCAUGGUUGGUUAAAAAAGCAUGUUUGACUUCCUCAUAUCAACGUAAUAUGAUCAAAAACAUUUAUUGGUUGGAUGAUUGCUUAGAGGAUGCUGGAACAGAAUCAUGGUGCAGCAAAAUUGCCAGAAGCCUCAUUAAUAUUGGGAAUCCUGUCUUCCAUUCUUUAGAGAAGGGUCUAAAGAGCAAGGUAAGAAGGGUUUCUAGGGACUGUCUAACAGCCAUUGCAUGGCUUGGAUUUGAAAUGGCAAAGAGUCCAGAAAGCAUUAAAUUUUCUGCCUGUGAGAUCUUACUUAGUGGAGUCGAGCAAUUUUUGCAUCCUGGAAUGGAGCUAGAAGAAAGAGUUCUCGCAUGUCUCUGCAUAUAUAACUAUGCUUCUGGCAAAGGGAUGAAAAAAUUAAUUCAUUUCUCGGAAGGAGUGCGAGAAUCACUAAGACGAUUGUCAAAUGUAACAUGGAUGGCAGAGGAGUUACAUAAAGUAGCUGACUAUGUUCUACCAACCUUAUCACAGCGUAUCUCGUGUGUUCACACACAAAUCCUUGAGGUUUUUAUCACUUGCAGUGGAGCUGUGUGUGCCCUCAUCUAUUACAAGGGAUUUCUUUACAGUGGACACUCAGAUGGUUCUAUCAAGGUCUGGAACAUCAAGGGGCAAUCAGCCACCCUUGUAUGGGACAUGAAGGAGCACAAAAAGGCGGUUACAUGCUUUUCACUUUUCGAACCAGGAGACAGCCUUAUAAGUGGAUCACUGGACAAAACCAUCAGGGUAUGGCAAGUGGUUCACAGGAAAUUGGAGUGCAUUGAAGUUAUUGCAACAAAGGAACCAAUUCAGCACCUAAAUACAUACGGCCAAACAAUAUUUGCAACUACUAAUGGCCAUGGGAUUAAGGUGUUUGAUGCAUCAAGAAAGGUCAAGGAUAAUUGCAAGAAUAAAAAGGUGAAGUGUCUGGCAGUGGUUCAGGGGAAGAUUUAUGCAGGGUGCAAGGAUUCAAGCAUACAGGAGUUUUCAAUUACGAACAACCGGGCCCAAGAGAUCAAAGCAGCGACAAAAUUUUGGAAGCUGCAAAAGAAGCCCAUUAAUGCAAUUGUCACAUAUAAAGAUUGGCUUUACAGUGCAAGUUCAGUUGUGGAAGGUUCAAAUUUGAAGGAAUGGAGAAGACACAGCAAACCCCAAAUGUCGCUAAAAACUGGCAAAAGAGAAUGUAUAAUGGCAAUGGGAAUAGUUGAAGACUUCAUAUACCUCAACUGCAGCUCAGCAACAAACAUCAUUCAGAUAUGGUUAAGAGGGACUCAGCAGAAAGUGGGCAGAAUUUCAGCAGGAAGCAGAAUUACCAGCCUCCUCACUGCCAAUGACAUUAUCCUAUGUGGUACCGAGACGGGUCUGAUCAAGUUGCAUGUAAAGAGCUAUGUUGCGCCAUUGGUUGCUAAGUAUGUAAUAUGCGAUAUCAUUGUUUGUGCAUCGUAUUUUGUAUUCAACAUGUGUACCGAAAAUGGAGGUUGA
This is a messenger RNA of Prunus armeniaca (apricot), 3846 nucleotides long. NCBI's taxonomy places the organism in Eukaryota, Viridiplantae, Streptophyta, Magnoliopsida, Rosales, Rosaceae. The record is from the annotation of a GenBank genome assembly.